CUAAAUUUAAUCUGGUUUUGUUAAAAAAAAAUAGUCAAUAUAUAGCCUCAAUCAAAUAUGGCGAUCAAUAAAAACAAUAAUAAACGAAACCUUUUUGUAGGUAAAUACUGAUAUUGAUAUUUUAAGAGCGAAAACCUUCCACCUUACAUAAAAAGAUUUGCAGCCCUAACUUCUACCUUUUAACUAAUGGCUCUUAGAUAGUUUAGUAAUUCAUCUCUUAAGCUUCCGGUCAGCGUAGCGCUUUUAAGAGCGUGUAAUAGCGCCACCUAUCAGUGACGCGGCGACGCUACAUCUAUGCUCGCUAUGGCCAAACCGGAAGCGCCCCUGAAGUCUCUCCACUCGGACAAUCAGACGUACAUCACUUUUAUUAAUAACGCCAACCGGAAAGCUGAGGCGUUGUGGCUAAACUUCGAGGGGGAGCCGGAGUCCUACGGCGUGAUAGAGCCGGGGAGCUCGCAUCGGAUGCAAACGUUUUUGACUCACCCGUGGAUCUUCAGAGCGUCAGACGGAGCUAAACUGCUCGUUAACAACAGUGAAGUUUACUUUCCGACUCCCGUGCAGUAUGACGAGCACGGACACCCGCGCUUUCAGCCGGUCUUUGUGACCGAUCCAGUGUAAUCGUUACAAGAAUGGUGUAUACGGUUGGUGAGGAGCGUGGUGAGGUAAGAAGACACCUGCAAGCUGGAAAUCCCCGAGGGUUUGAGAAAGGACCUCGGGCGCGCUCCCGACCUGCUGAGGGACAUUCAGAUUUUAGAUCACUAAAUGGUUCAGGCUGACUGGUUUUUUUUAGUCAAACACAAAGUAGAACUCCUGUUAAUGUAUGCACAAGUUCUUAUUUUCACUUUGAACGUGGAUAUACACACACACACACACACACACACACACACACAUUAUUCUGUGUCCUUUUAUGUAAUUACUGGGCAUCAGCACUUUGUUAUAUUUCCUUUUGUACUGUAACUCACUGUUGUACAUGAAAACAUCAAAAAUGAUUUAAUAGAAUUUUAUUUAUUUAUUUUUACACCAAAGAACAUUAAAUUACACGACACCUUAGUUUUUACGUGUGACCAUUUUGUUCUCAAAUAAACAUCAGUGACCACAAUGUAUAUUUAUAUUUUAUUAUGAUGAAUAUUGCACUUUGUAUACAGGCAUGUAGAGGUCCCUGAAUAUUAUGUUCUCAAUUUAUUAUAAUUAUUAUUUUUUGUCUAUUAAAAUGAGCAGACUGACAUAAUGGAAAAUAUUUAGAUGCGUUUGAAACCGCAUGCUGCUUCAACGUUGUUUUGUGAAUGCAAAUAAAAACUACACUUUUUAAAAUCUUU
Molecule: messenger RNA, 1316 nt
Organism: Puntigrus tetrazona (Sumatra barb)
Lineage: Eukaryota; Metazoa; Chordata; Actinopteri; Cypriniformes; Cyprinidae
Gene: vhll
Product: von Hippel-Lindau tumor suppressor like
Exons: 3
Coding region: 295-618 (107 amino acids)
Source: RefSeq, a predicted model, not a curated record